Oryza brachyantha (malo sina) is the source of this 664-nucleotide messenger RNA. RefSeq names its product NEDD8-like. Gene Ontology annotation, molecular function: protein tag activity; ubiquitin protein ligase binding. The record is from RefSeq and is a predicted model, not a curated record. Gene Ontology annotation, biological process: regulation of proteolysis; modification-dependent protein catabolic process; protein neddylation. Lineage: Eukaryota; Viridiplantae; Streptophyta; Magnoliopsida; Poales; Poaceae. The transcript has a single exon. The coding region runs from base 195 to 437 and encodes 80 amino acids. Gene Ontology annotation, cellular component: cytoplasm; nucleus.
UCGUUUGUUUUUUUUCAGCCAACCAACCGCCUCAAAGAAGUCAUUUGUUAAAAUAUAACAAAUACGGAUGUAGUUUUAUUUUUUAUGGAUAUAAUUACGCGCACGCGAUCUCAACGCCCUAUAAAUGUACUCGAGGCGAGCAGCGAGCUAUAGAAAUUCGUGAGGAAGACGACGAAGACGGCCGUGAGGAAGAUAUGAUCACGGUGAAGGUGAAGACGCUGACGGGGAAGGAGGUGGAGGUGCGCAUCGAGGAGACGGAGACGGUGGCGAGGAUCAAGGAGCAGAUCGAGGCGACGGAGGGGAUCCCGCCGGCGCAGCAGACGCUGAUCCACGGCGGCAGGCAGCUCGCCGACGACAUGGCCGCCGACACAUGCAACAUCCGCCAUGGCUCCGAGCUGCACCUCGUGCUUGCUCUUAGGGGCGGUGCUGCUGCUUGAAGCUAGCUCGCUCGAUCGAUCGAUUAUAUUAUUUACUGCUGCUAAAAAUAAUUGCCAGCGAAAUAAUGAUGAUAUAUACUCUUGAGCAAAAUUAAGCUGCAUGCUGCUGAGGCUGCUGCUAUGCUUCUGUUGAUAAAGAGAUUUGCCGUCGAUACUAAUUACUUCAUUUGGUUUGCAGUAAAGUGCGGUUGAUUAACAGUCUUCUACGAUAAAUUUCUGUGUCUGUA